Molecule: messenger RNA, 2627 nt
Organism: Tribolium castaneum (red flour beetle)
Lineage: Eukaryota; Metazoa; Arthropoda; Insecta; Coleoptera; Tenebrionidae
Gene: Cdc5
Product: Cell division cycle 5
Exons: 4
Coding region: 206-2602 (798 amino acids)
Biological process (GO): regulation of transcription by RNA polymerase II; mRNA splicing, via spliceosome
Cellular component (GO): spliceosomal complex; Prp19 complex
Molecular function (GO): DNA-binding transcription factor activity, RNA polymerase II-specific; RNA polymerase II transcription regulatory region sequence-specific DNA binding
Source: RefSeq, a predicted model, not a curated record
CAAGGACGGCCAUUUUUAUAACCAAAAAUCAAGCCGUUUAAAAAGGGCCGUUUUUUGCAUUAGUGUCCCAAAAUAAUUACUUCUUAUCUAAUUAGUGACUCAAUAGUGUUGACCCAAGCAUCAUUAUCGUGCUUUUAGUGGUAUUGUUAUAAAAUUUAAGUUUUUGUCAAAAGUGAGGUUAGGUUUUUAACUAAAGAGUGCAAAAAUGCCGCGUAUAAUGAUAAAGGGGGGCGUUUGGCGCAACACCGAGGAUGAGAUCCUCAAAGCGGCGGUAAUGAAAUAUGGGAAAAACCAGUGGUCUCGAAUUGCCUCGCUCCUUCACCGCAAAUCGGCCAAACAGUGUAAAGCGCGUUGGUUCGAAUGGUUGGACCCCAGUAUUAAAAAAACGGAAUGGUCGCGGGAAGAGGACGAAAAGUUGCUACAUUUGGCCAAGUUAAUGCCGACUCAGUGGCGCACGAUAGCCCCCAUAAUCGGGCGAACGGCCGCUCAGUGUUUGGAGCGCUACGAGUACCUCCUGGAUCAGGCACAGAAGAAGGAAGAAGGGGAGGAUGUCACGGACGACCCCCGGAAGCUCAAACCGGGGGAAAUUGACCCCAAUCCGGAAACCAAGCCUGCGAGGCCCGACCCCAAAGACAUGGACGAGGAUGAGCUGGAGAUGUUGUCCGAGGCGCGCGCCAGGCUUGCCAACACCCAGGGCAAAAAAGCGAAGCGAAAAGCGCGCGAAAAGCAGCUGGAAGAAGCGCGUCGAUUGGCAGCACUGCAAAAAAGGCGCGAGCUUCGAGCUGCCGGCAUCGAAGUGAAUUCGCGUCGUAAGAAAAAACGCGGUGUUGACUACAAUGAGGAAAUCCCCUUCGAAAAACGUCCAGCGAUUGGUUUUUACGACACUUCCACCGAAAUUGUUGAUCCAAUGGCGCCCGAUUUUCACAAAAUGCGUCAACAACAUCUCGACGGUGAACUGCGAAGCGAACAAGAAGAACGCGAACGUCGCAAAGAUAAACAAAAAUUAAAACAAAGAAAAGAAAAUGAUAUUCCACAAGCGAUGCUACAGAAUCAAGAACCGGCGAAAAAACGCUCGAAAUUGGUACUUCCCGAGCCGCAAAUUAGCGAUCUGGAGUUGCAACAAGUCGUAAAGUUGGGUAAAGCGAGUGAAGUUGCACGUGAAGUUGCAGCAGAGAGUGGAAUCGAGUCGACUGAUACGUUGUUCAAUGAUUAUACGGUGGCGGCGCCACAAGCGGCAGCGGUGACUCCCCGAACUCCGGCACCGCAAACUGAUCGGAUACUUCAAGAAGCGCAAAAUGUCAUGGCUUUGACGCAUGUGGAUACCCCACUCAAAGGGGGCCGAAACACGCCACUUCACAACUCGGAUUUUUCGGGCGUUUUACCACAAGCCCUCACCAUAGCCACUCCCAAUACGGUCCUGGCGACCCCUUUCGGGGCCCAAACCCCCGGUUUCAUGACACCGCAGGGCCCCCAAGGCAGUUUUACGCCUUCAGUUCGUGACAAACUCAAUAUAAAUGAGGAAAACACCGAAAUGGUGGCACAAACUCCAGCCGAACAGCGUUCGCUCCAAAACAAUUUAAAAGAACAACUAAGACUAGGCUUAAGUAGUUUACCGACACCGAAGAACGACUACGAAAUCGUCGUUCCCGAACAGGAAGAAGAGGAAAAAGAAGAAGAAAAAACGCCAAAUAUUGUCGAAGAUCAGGCAGAUGUUGAUGCGCGAGCGCUUGAAGAAGCGAAAAUUCGGGCGGCUCAGGAGUUAGCCCUGCGGUCGCAGGUGAUUCAAAGGGGGCUGCCGCGCCCCCACGAUGUAAAUUUGGCCGUUUUGCGGCCGAAUCACGAGUCGCAUUCGUUGACCGAGCUGCAGAAAGCCGAGGAAUUGAUCAAGUGUGAGAUGGUGACAAUGUUGCAAUUUGACAAUUUGAAAAACCCUAACCAAGUCAAGCGCUCGGCUUUGGCUCAGGCCCAGCAGUUGGCAUUCCUGGAACAGCACCCGUAUGACGAUUUCAAAUCGGAUGAUUUAAAACUUGCCAAACAAUUAUUGAAACGUGAAAUGGAAAUUGUAAAGUAUGGAAUGGGCCAUGGGGAAUUACCUUUGGAGGCAUACACCCAAGUUUGGGAGGAGUGUCUGGGACAAGUGCUUUUUGUUCCAAAUUUAAACAAAUACACGAGGGCUAAUCUAGUGUCGAAAAAAGAGCGGUUAGAAUCGGCGGAAAAAAGACUGGAACAGAACCGCUCACAUAUGGCGCGCGAGGCGAAAAAGGCGGCAAAAAUGGAGAAAAAACUAAAGAUUUUGACAGGGGGUUAUCAAUCGAGGGCGCAAGCCCUUAUCAAACAAUUGGCCGAUUAUUACGAUCAGAUCGAUCAAGCGAAUUUGGAGUUGAAUACGUUCAAGUUUUUGCAAGAGCAGGAGAAGGCGGCGCUCCCGAGGCGCAUACAGUCGUUAACCGAGGAUGUUAACCGGCAAAUGGAGCGGGAGAAAGGGUUGCAAGGACGUUACGGCGAGUUGCAGGGACAAAUCAAGGAGUUGCAAAGCGAGUUGGAGAAGUUGCAACAGGAGAUUGAAGUUGCAAGGGGGGAGCAGGAGGGGGAGGCUGAGUGAUUUGAUGAAUAAAUACUGAUUUGAG